Messenger RNA from Phytophthora nicotianae INRA-310, 324 nucleotides. RefSeq lists its product as hypothetical. The transcript has a single exon. Lineage: Eukaryota; Oomycota; Peronosporomycetes; Peronosporales; Peronosporaceae. The annotation marks the transcript as partial. The record is from RefSeq and is a predicted model, not a curated record.
AUGAACGAGAACGUUGUCCAUCAGCAGGCCGUGGCCGUCGUGGUGGCGGUGGUCGAGUCCGAGCUGGUCGACGUCGUUGCUACCUCUGUUGAGUUCGUCGAAGCCGCGGUGGUGGCGUCGUUGGUGCUCGAAGCGGCCGUCGAGGUGAUAGCCGACGUCGUAGGUGCCGUGGUUGAAGUCGUCGACGCCGUGGUGCUAGUGGAAGUCGACGUCGUCGACGUCGUGCUGGCGGACGAAUCGCUCGACAGGGAAGAGCACACGCUGGAGAAACCGUUGGCCAACUCAUACACAUUCACCUCCAGACCGCUCGUGGGCACAGUCAGG